AUGUAUGAUAAUGAUCCCAAGUCCCGUGCUAUGGAUCUCCCUGUGUGCCCAGAAGAGAACAUACACCUGCGUCCUGGUCAGGACGCUAUUGUACGAAUUUGGUAUGGCCAGCCCAACCCUCGACGUGAGUUGGUGUGGGCUGGGAGAGGAAAAAACUGGGACUCUCCGGUUGUGCGUAUUGUGGAGUACGGACAGUUCCCAGGACAGCCUGGAUUCGUUCGCCCUGGCAAAGCGCGGUAUGAAGAAUGGCAACAACUAAUCCAUGAGUGUACCGUGUCACGCCAAGCACGGAUGCGUGCUGAGCGGUUAGAGCAGAUUCUCAGGGAAAGGGAGCCUCCGUGUACCCAGACCCAGAGAUACCAGUGGCCUACCAAGCUCUUAAUGCGCCCACAGUCCCAAGUCACUGAAGUGAAGAUGGUAAAGUUGCAAGAGAAACCGAAACCAUUGGACAUGACGCUCAAGAUCAUUCGGAAUUCAGCGGUCGUCAUGAACACGGUCGCGAUAGGCCCCGAGGAGCCUGAGACCCGUCCUGAGCCGGUAGAACAGACCCAUCCCGACUCGAGUCCAGAAGUUGAGACUCUGAAUCCAGAGAGUAUGACAGAUGUCGAGAAUGACGCUCAGGUCCCUGAACCGUCAGUGGACGCCCAGUCACAGGCGAGCUGUUCGACACCAGUCCAAAGGCUGGAGGCGGAAUAUGCUCGGGUAAUGCGAGUCUCUGCCGAAGAACUGGAUCUAGAGCCCGCUGUCUACCUCAGGGAAGGAAGUGAUUUGAUGGCGCAGUUAAGAGACCACCUCAUCAUGCUCCCAGAAGUUGAGGAACUGACCCCUGAAUGCAACAUCGACGAAGCUAAUAUCGAGGUGAUGAAGCAAACAACCCCAGAGAUGGAAGCCAAGAUGAGAAGGAUCCUGAAACGCCACCGCAGCAUCUUCCUGGGAGACGGCAAUGUAGCUCCAGCCCCGGCUAGGGGCGUAGUCAAAACCAGUGGCGUUACGAGCGAGACAGAUUGCCACCCUUUCUUGGUGAAGGUGUUCGAACUCCUGAAGAAGUUGUUGGAGGCAGAGCUCAUUGAGCAUUCAGAGUACGAGUGGUCAUCACCUAUUGUGAUUGUGCUAAAGAAAAAUGGCAUAGACAUCCGAAUGUGUAUUGACUACCGACUGCUGAAUCUGCUCAUAAAGUUAUAUCGCUACCCUCUACCCUUGAUCGAUGACCUGCUGGUGGAUUUCAGAUCCGCGAUGUGGUUUAUGAGUCUCGACAUGGCGAGCGGAUUCUGGGCGGUGCGAAUGACUGAACGUGCGAAGCUGAUCUCUGCAUUUGUUUGCCCGUUCGGCCAUUUUCAAUGGCUAAGAAUGCCCUUUGGGUUGAAGAAUGCACCGUUAAUUUAUCAGAGCAUCAUCAAUAAUGGUCUGUGGGGAUUCGUCCGUCUGCCACCUGAAGAGGAAGCGUUAGUUGACCAAGAAGUUCUGGAGUUUUUGAAUCUUGAGCCGCAAGAGGUCCUGAAACCUGAGGUAGACAUGUGGUAUUCAGAGAUCCCAGCAUUAGACAUGACUGUAUUCCGACGCAAUAUCCCGUCUCCGUCACAAAUGGGCCCGGUCUUGGGAAGA
Molecule: messenger RNA, 1602 nt
Organism: Phytophthora megakarya
Lineage: Eukaryota; Oomycota; Peronosporomycetes; Peronosporales; Peronosporaceae
Source: the annotation of a GenBank genome assembly